UCAUAUGAAAGUGCACUGGUUUAACACGUGUUUCCCCCCUAUUAUUUCAAAUACAGUGCUGUAGUAUAAAUCUCGGUCACUUGAUGUCAGUAUAAUGACAAAUAAAGCGUCCAUACAUUUUAGAAAUGUCCACAAGACCAUCCCCUUCCCCUCAUAUCAGCACCGGGUGAACAUUUGUACAUGCGAGCAGCUCGAAACACAAUUUAGCUGUAAAAAAUAUAUCGCUGACGAGAUUUCUUGGAUUGUGAUAAGGGAUGUGGCGGAGGAAUUUGACGUUAGUGUGCGGGUGUGACUCGUUGAAAGUUGUUUUUGUUUGAAUGUUUUAUCAUCACGCCAUGGAUCAAAGACGAAGCCGAACAUGCAGAGCGCUUACAAAAUGGAUUGUGUACAUGAUGGUUAUGGCUCCGUUUUGGAAAUGCGCUUCAGGACAAUUCAGGUAUUCAAUCUCUGAGGAAGUUAAAGAAGGAACCGUUGUUGGAAAUAUCGUCAAGGAUUUGGGUCUUGAUAAGAGCACACUGAAACAGAGGGUGUACCGCAUUGUCUCCGGCUCGGCAGAGCCUCAUUUUCGCGUAAAUCAGGACGAUGGUGUCUUGUACGUGAACCGAAAACUCGACCGAGAAGAAAUGUGCGAUCGAAGCAAGGUUUGUGUUAUCGACUUGAAAACGGUGCUAGAAAACCCUCUGGAGGUCCACUAUGUCGCAGUGGAGAUUCUGGAUGUAAAUGACCAUGCACCAAGCUUCCCUGAACACGAAAAGAUUUUAGAGAUUUCCGAGUCUGCAUUGCCUGGAGCAAGAUUUCAGUUAAAAGCUGCACGUGAUGCUGACAGUGGUUCAUUAUCUGUUCAACAGUAUAAGCUGAGUCACAACGAACACUUUCGUUUGGAGGUGAAAGAUCGUGGCGAAGACCGUAAAACACCUAAUUUGGUUCUUCAGAAGCCACUUGACAGAGAAUCUGUCAAGACACAUGAGUUACUCCUGACAGCCUUUGAUGGAGGUAAACCUCUAAAAUCUGGCAACAUGACAAUAAUAGUUAAUGUUUCUGAUGUUAAUGAUAACCCCCCGGUGUUCACUCAGGAUUCAUAUAAUGUGCAGCUCAAAGAAAAUUCUCCCCUUGGCACUACUGUGAUUCAAGUUAAUGCAACAGAUCUGGAUGAAGGGUCGAAUGGUGAGGUUGUAUAUUCAUUUGGAAAUGACGUGGAUGCACAAGCAAGUGCACUUUUUGAUUUGAACCAAGUGACUGGAGUCAUUACUGUGGCAGGGGGCAUAAAUUUUGAAGAAAGUGGAAGAUAUGAAAUUGAUAUUCAGGCAUCAGACAAAGGUGCAGCUCCACUGACAACAGAUAAAAUUGUCAUAAUCAAUAUUGUUGACGUCAAUGACAACGCACCAGAGAUUGAAGUAACAUCUUUUUCAAGUGCACUCCCAGAGGAUUCAAAACCAGGAACAACGGUGGCGUUGAUUAGUGUAAAGGACUCUGAUUCUGGUCUCAAUGGAAAAGUCAUGUGUUACAUAAAUCAAGAUCUCCCUUUUCUUCUCACUCCAUCUUUACAAAAUGACAUGUAUUCUCUGGUAACUAAACGGCUUUUGGAUCGAGAACAACAGUCACAAUACAAUGUAGUAAUUGUAGCAAAGGAUGCAGGUGAGCCAUCCUUAUCAUCAGAGAAAACUAUAACAAUUGAUGUGUCAGAUGUGAAUGAUAACAGUCCAGAGUUCUCACACAGUCCAUAUGCUUUCUACAUAACUGAGAAUAACAAUCCAGGAGCAGCUAUUUUUUCAGUGACAGCCCGAGAUAAUGAUGAGGGUAGUAAUGCUGUUAUUUCAUAUAUGAUCUCAAGAGAUAGAGGAGAAAAACUGCUGACUUCAUUUCUUAACGUAAACUCCGAAAAUGGAGAUAUUUUGGCACUGAAAAGUUUUGACUUUGAAAUGUUGAAAACUUUCCAGUUCCAAGUUGUUGCCACAGAUUCUGGAGCUCCGUCUCUCAGCACCAACGUCACAGUCAACGUGUUCAUUCUGGAUCAGAACGACAACGCUCCAGUCAUCCUGUAUCCACUCAGCUCCAACGGAUCUGCUGAAGGUGUGGAGGAGAUUCCCCGAAAUGUCAACGCAGGACACUUGGUCACCAAAGUCAGAGCCUAUGAUGCUGAUAUGGGAUAUAACGGCUGGCUGCUCUUCUCACUGCAGGAACUCACUGACCACAGUCUCUUCGGUUUGGACCGAUAUACAGGACAGAUCAGAACACUUCGCUCAUUCACAGAGACAGACGAGGCUGAACACAAACUGGUCAUACUGGUCAAAGACAACGGAAACGUUUCACUCUCAGCAACAGCUACUGUCAUUGUCAAACUUGUGGAGCCCAAAGAGGCUUUUGCAGCGUCUGAUGUCAAAAGUGCAGCAAAAGUUGAUGAAGAUGACAGUCUGACAUUUUAUCUGAUGAUAACUUUGGGAUCAGUUUCUGUACUUUUCCUCAUCAGCAUCAUCGUGCUGAUUGCAAUGCAGUGCUCCAAAUCCACAGACUAUACUUCCAAAUAUCUGCAAGAGACUAAUUAUGAUGGAACACUGUGUCACAGCAUCCAGUACAGAUCUGGAGACAAACGCUACAUGUUAGUUGGACCCAGAAUGAGUAUAGGAUCUACUAUAGUUCCUGGCAGUCAUGCAAACACUCUAGUGCUCCCUGACAGGAGGAGGGCAUCUGAGGAGGUAAGAGCAUUUCUACAGUAGCUGACUAUGAUGUAU
Acanthochromis polyacanthus (spiny chromis) is the source of this 2729-nucleotide messenger RNA. RefSeq names its product protocadherin alpha-3-like. The transcript has a single exon. Gene Ontology annotation, molecular function: calcium ion binding. The coding region runs from base 318 to 2714 and encodes 798 amino acids. Gene Ontology annotation, biological process: homophilic cell-cell adhesion. NCBI's taxonomy places the organism in Eukaryota, Metazoa, Chordata, Actinopteri, Pomacentridae. The record is from RefSeq and is a predicted model, not a curated record. Gene Ontology annotation, cellular component: plasma membrane.